Molecule: messenger RNA, 1083 nt
Organism: Lolium rigidum
Lineage: Eukaryota; Viridiplantae; Streptophyta; Magnoliopsida; Poales; Poaceae
Exons: 3
Coding region: 1-1083 (360 amino acids)
Molecular function (GO): DNA-binding transcription factor activity
Source: RefSeq, a predicted model, not a curated record
AUGGCGACCACGCCCUACUUCCUCUGGCCCGCGCAGUCCUCCUCCGCCGCCGCGUCCGAUCUCAUGGCCGGCUUCGGCUUCAGCAGCGCCCAGGAGGACACGCCCGCGCUGGCCGCGAACGCGGCGAUGGACAUGGCGCCGCUGCACGCGCCGGAGCUCUCGGAGGCGGUGGCGCGCCCGCGGCUGCGUCGCCAGGCGUCCUCGUCCGGAUCCGGUAGGCAGCAGGGCGCCACCGCCGGCGGGACGCCCAAGAAGCCCCCGCAGCGCGGCCUGGGCGUGGCCGAGCUGGAGCGGCUGCGCUGCGGCGGCGUCGACCCGCUGCAGGACCUCAACGUGGCGGCCGCGGCCGCCAUGCUCGAGGCCGUCGCCGCCAACGCCAGCGCCCAGGGCAACCCCGCCGUCCUCCUGAACCACCACAACCAGGACCACCUCCCGGCCUUCGACGCCGCCACCGGCGCGCGCUACUACUCGCCCCUCCUCGUCCACCCGCCCCCGGCCCCUGCGCCCCCCGCCCGCUACGUCCACGGCAUGGCGCCCGAGCAGCAGUACUUCGUGGACCGCUGGGGCUGCGUCGCCAGCUUCCUUCCCGCGGGCAAUGCCGGCGCCGUCGGACACCACGUCCAGCAGCUCCAGGCGCAGCUCCAGGCGCAAGCGCACGCGCCGGCGCCAGAGCAACCUUCAAGCCAAAACACCAUCUGGCGUCCGGCGCCCUCCUCCGCCUCCUCCUGCCUCCACGCCGGCCACCGCUGCGAUCUCUGCUCCAAGACUGUGAGGGCCAUGCCAGAGAGGGCUCCACGGGCUCCUGCUCCCGCCCCCGCCGCCGCCACCACCAUGCAAGACUACUCCAUCUACGACCUCGCCGCCGCCAUGACCGCCGCUAGCAAGGAGACGGCCGCGGACGGGUACUUGGCGCGGGAGGCGAAGAAGGAGGUGCGGGAGAUCGAGUUCUUCCCGACCAGCGCCGCCAGCCACGCCGCCGAGUCCGAGUUCGCGACGGCGAUGCGCUGGACGACGCCCUUCCCCUCCGCCACGCCCAGCGUCGGGGGCUACGCCGCGCCCCUGGACCUGUCGCUCAGGCUGUAG